UUAAGCAGGAAAGGUGUAGGCAUCAUGUACGAGAUCCGUGUGAUUGAAAACGAGAGCCAUCUGGAAGACUCCCAAAGGCUUCUAUACAAAGUCUACGUGGAGGAACAGGAAUGGCGGUUCGGUAAGAAUAAUCCCGCAGGAUUAAGGGUGGAAGAUGGAAGACUCAUAGACAACCGCAGCUACAUCGCGACAGUAUUUGGUUUGUUCUGUGAGGAUAGGCUUGUAGGUACAUCUAGAAUUUGCAAAAGGGUGGAUGGAAAGUUCGAAGUACAGGAGUACGACACUGGGGGUGGCAAUAAAGAAACGGUACAGGAGCAACAAUCUCCACACGAAGUUCGUGCGAGUUUAGUGUACGAGCAUUUGGUGAACUUCUAUCAGAAGAUAGGUGCAGCUUUCAUGGAUGUCAAGUUCAAGUACGAACCUCACGACAAUGAGUACGCCCGCAUUGGCAUACUCGCUACUAUGGUUCAGAUGCGUACCGCUAUCGAUAAGUUGGAUAGAUUCAUCGAAAAAGGAGAAAGUCCGACAGAAAAAGGAGAAA
Messenger RNA from Racocetra persica, 541 nucleotides. Lineage: Eukaryota; Fungi; Glomeromycota; Glomeromycetes; Diversisporales; Gigasporaceae. The record is from the annotation of a GenBank genome assembly.